CCUCCCAUCAGCCCCCGCGGCAGGGAAGAUGGCGGCUGCCAUGGCGGCGGGAGCGGGGCGGGCAGGGAUGGGGCUGGGGAGGCUGUGGGUGUGCGGACAGGCUGCAGGGUCUCUGCUCCUUCCCCGUGGAGCUCCAGCUCCUGCCUGGGCUGCUGUGCCAGUGAGAACAAAGAAAAAGAGAGGUUUUGUGCCUGAGUGGGCCAGGGAGCUGCCUCCUGAGGAGAAGGAGAAGAGAGCCAGGGCUUCCAUGCCAAUAUUUCCAGAGGAACGCAUGGAAAGGACCAUCUACCUGGCUUCCACAGCUGAAAUCAUGGAUCCUUACGUCCCUCCUGAGGGUGAUGCCCGUUUGACUUCCCUCUCCAAAGAUGGUUUGAAGCAGAGGAUGGCAAAGCUGAAGCAGACAGCUGCCUCCCAGCUGGCCCUGAGGAAGAUCAAAGACCACGAUCCAGAUUUCAGCACUAAAACUUUUCCAGAGAAGGCUCAGGAGAUAUUUAUUGAAGCUCACAAUUCCCUGACCAACUUUAACAAGCAGAAACUCCACUCCCUGGUGGACAGAGCGCUGCUACUCAGAAAUGUCCGUGGGAACAGGUACAAGACCAUCAGGUGGAGUUUUGUGGGGUCCCUGGAGCCCCCCCGGGUGGUUCACAUCCGCUGCGACAGCAUCGUCACAGAGGGAACCCUCUAUGGCCAGGUGACAGUCAGGAUGCACACACAGCAGACUCUGGCAAUCUACGACCGCUUUGGACGCCUGAUAGGGGGGGAGGGGGUGCCCAAGGAUGUUUUGGAGUAUGUGGUGUUUGAGAGGUACUUGGAACCCUAUGGCAGCUGGAGGAUGCAUGGCAAGAUUGUUCCAGCGUGGGCACCCCCCAAAGGAGCCAUUGUCAAGACGGUGAAUGAUUCCUGGCCCAACCUUGCAUCCCCUCACAAGAAUAUGAAAGGACCAAGUAGGAAGUUCCAGAGACAGCAGUGCCAAAGAAAACCCUGGGGGGAAGAGAUGGAGAACAUCAGGGGCUGGAUGUGGCUGUGAGCCUUUCAGUGAGCUGCUUCAGAGUGGACUCACUCACUAAGAAUUGUCCUUUAAAAGAACAAGAGGGGCCUGGGAGGGGGAUUCAGAGCUCUGAGAACUUCUUUCCUCUGUCCAAGCAGACUUGGUGUGCUGCCCUGUAACCCUCUCAGUGUUUCUGUGAAGGGGAGCAGAGUCCUCUCCUCAGGACAGGCCAAACUCUGCCCUCAGCUUCCAUCCUGAGAGCCCUGGGCUGCAGAGCUCUGCCCAGACGUGGGAUAUUGGGCACCCCAUGGGAAGUGUCACAGCCCUGCUUGGCUUUUAUUAAAACUUACAGCAGUGGCACUUCCUUUUCCCAUCCUCUCUCCCUCUCUUGACUGAUUCCCAGGCUAUUUUAUUUUAACCAGCCAACAGGGAAGAGCAGCAAACACUCUUGAAAUCCAGUUCUGCUGGGGGGGAGCUGCUGACCCUGCUGAGGGGGUGCUUGGUGGUGGCUGCAGCACAGCACUGAUAAUUUAAUAAAACUUUUUGACUCCUC
This is a messenger RNA of Calypte anna (Anna's hummingbird), 1541 nucleotides long. RefSeq names its product mitochondrial ribosomal protein L45 (gene MRPL45). Gene Ontology annotation, cellular component: mitochondrion. The record is from RefSeq and is a predicted model, not a curated record. NCBI's taxonomy places the organism in Eukaryota, Metazoa, Chordata, Aves, Apodiformes, Trochilidae.